Molecule: messenger RNA, 945 nt
Organism: Neohortaea acidophila
Lineage: Eukaryota; Fungi; Ascomycota; Dothideomycetes; Mycosphaerellales; Teratosphaeriaceae
Product: DHS-like NAD/FAD-binding domain-containing protein
Exons: 1
Coding region: 1-945 (314 amino acids)
Molecular function (GO): protein-succinyllysine desuccinylase activity; protein-malonyllysine demalonylase activity; NAD+ binding
Source: RefSeq, a predicted model, not a curated record
AUGGCGACGCCGUCCAUCGACAAGCACGCCCUCGACUCCUUCCACGCCCACCUGUCCCAGUCCAAACGUGUACUCGCCCUUCUCGGCGCCGGUCUAUCAGCAUCCAGCGGUCUUCCCACGUUCCGCGGGGCUGGUGGCUUAUGGAGAUCCCACGACUCCAUCUCCCUCGCCACCCCCGAGGCAUUCGCCGCCGACCCCAGCCUCGUAUGGCACUUCUACAACUACCGCCGCCACAUGGCCCUCCAAGCCCAGCCCAAUCCAGCGCAUUACGCACUGGCCGAACUGGCCAGGAAGUUGCCCGGGUUCCAGUGUCUGUCGCAGAACGUCGACGGCUUGAGUCAACGCGCCGAACAUCCGCCUGACCAACUGCAACUUCUGCACGGGACGCUGUUCGAGCUCAAAUGUGCCAGCCGGAGAUGCGACUAUCAUGAGACCAACUUCACCGACCCCGUCGUUCCGGCACUUGCCAUUCCCACUGGUGGAGUCGAUCCGACCUCCAACGAAGCUCGUCGGGAAGCUGCAGCAGCGCAGGACAAAGGUCAAGAUCUUGACAUCUCCGAUGUCAAAGUGCCCAUCCCCUCAAUCUCAACCAAGGAUCUGCCUCAAUGUCCGAAAUGCAACGCACAUCUGCUCCGCCCCGGGGUCGUCUGGUUCGGCGAGAGCUUGCCCGCUAGCGUCCUCAAGAAUGUGGACGACUUCAUCGACGCCGACGCCGGCAUUGAUCUGAUCAUCGUCAUUGGCACCAGUGCAAAGGUCUAUCCCGCCGCCGGCUAUAUUGACGAGGCACGAGAAAAGGGCGCGCGGGUCUGCGUGGUCAAUAUGGACACCAACGAUGCCCCCGCCAGCGGCUGGGCAGAGGGCGACUGGCUGUUCCAGGGAGAUGCUGCCACCGUGGUCCCGGAGUUGUUGAAGCCAGUCAUUGGAGAGAUCAAAGCGAAAGUCUGA